GAAUGAAACUCAAAUUUUUUGUUGUUUUACUAAUUCCUGUUUUACGGAUUAUCUUUAUGUCUUCGUUUUCAUUGUUGCACCCUGUGGCAGCGCUGCGCGUUUUGGAGUCAAUUAAGCCUGAUGUUCAGUUGGUUCCUUCGUCAGAUAGGCAAGUUGAUGUGAAACAAAAUACUAGACUGCGACACGAGGCGAAAGAUCCUAAACAAAAUGCUACCGGCUCGGCUGAUGAUUUAAAACCUAAUUUGCAAUUGUUUACACGUUAUUGGAUGGCAGAAAGUGCACCAUCGACACAGGCUCACAUUUCUAGAGGAAGUUGGGCACGCUAUUUACGCUUCAAAGACACUUGCCGUAAGAUUUUCGAUGAGGAUUAUAUGGCUGAGCUUCAAUUGAAUAGCACCGAGAGUGGUUAUUUUCAUUGGGAAGCGAACGAGUUUCACCGUCAGCUUCGUGAUCGUCUAUUGCCUCAGGCGCAAGGAGGAAGUUUUCGAGCACUAAUCGGUUCACAUUUGCUUAGUCGUCUAGAUCCACGGUUAUUUGCUUCGGAGCCGAGGAGUUUUUGUGAAGCUAAGAGGCAUGUUUCUGAAGCAGAUGAGCGACACAAACUUGCCAAAGAAGAACAGCACAUGUUUGAGGAUUUUUUGAUUAAUAAAGUGCUACCUCCUGACAUGUUUGCGCCACGCAGACCUCCACCAUUGAUGCCUCCUUCGAAUACAACCAACAAUGUUAUAAAGUUUUAA
This is a messenger RNA of Meloidogyne enterolobii, 737 nucleotides long. Lineage: Eukaryota; Metazoa; Nematoda; Chromadorea; Rhabditida; Meloidogynidae. The record is from the annotation of a GenBank genome assembly.